Molecule: messenger RNA, 12114 nt
Organism: Oxyura jamaicensis (ruddy duck)
Lineage: Eukaryota; Metazoa; Chordata; Aves; Anseriformes; Anatidae
Gene: STRBP
Product: spermatid perinuclear RNA binding protein
Exons: 18
Coding region: 304-2268 (654 amino acids)
Cellular component (GO): precatalytic spliceosome
Molecular function (GO): double-stranded RNA binding; single-stranded RNA binding
Source: RefSeq, a predicted model, not a curated record
AAGUGGCGUGCCGAGGUGCGGGCUCGGCCGCUCCCGCCUCGCACGGCCGCGGGUGCUCCCUGAGGCGCCGGGAGCUCUCCCCGCAGGCGGCGGCCAGGGCUAAGGCGGGGUACGCGAGGCGCAGCGGCCGCAGGUGAAUUACAGAAAGUGACUCUUGGAGCAUCUUGGCUUUAUGAUCUCUUGAGCUGUCAAGGGACUGAGAGGCUUAUGAAGAGGUUCUGUCAGGCAAAACAGCGCUUAGCAAAGACACCGAGGAGGAGGGAAAAGGAGAAAGGAAGAGAAAAGCUGAAACACUAACAAACCAUGAGAUCUAUCCGAUCUUUUGCUAACGAUGACCGCCAUGUUAUGGUGAAACAUUCAACCAUUUAUCCAUCUCCAGAAGAACUUGAAGCUGUCCAGAACAUGGUAUCAACAGUAGAAUGUGCCCUUAAACAUGUCUCUGACUGGUUGGAUGAAAAGAACAAGUCUGCAAAAUGUGAGGGCGAUGUGGAAGCAAAGGAGGAAGCUGCAGAAAGCAAUGCCAAGGAUCAAAGUGGUCGGACCUUGUGUGGUGUUAUGAGAAUUGGCUUGGUUGCAAAGGGCUUGCUGAUAAAAGACGAUAUGGAUUUGGAGCUGGUUCUCAUGUGCAAAGAAAAACCCACAAAGACCUUGUUAUGUAUAGUCAAAGACAAUCUCCCAGUUCAAAUUCAGAAACUUACAGAAGAGAAGUAUCUCGUGGAGGAGCAUGUAAAUGAGGCAGCUAUUAUUAUUCGUAACACAAAGGAGCCCAAGCUAACCUUGAAGGUGAUACUUACAUCCCCUCUCAUUCGAGAUGAAGCAGAGAAGAAGGAAGGAGUAGAUAAUGUUGCGAUGAAAGAUCCUCCGGACUUAUUGGACAGGCAGAAAUGCCUGGAGGCCUUGGCGUCUCUGCGGCACGCCAAAUGGUUUCAGGCCAGGGCAAAUGGACUAAAAUCAUGUGUAAUUGUGCUUCGUAUUCUACGGGAUUUGUGCAACAGAGUCCCCACAUGGGCACCACUGAAAGGAUGGCCACUCGAGCUUAUAUGUGAAAAAUCUAUAGGUACUUGUAAUAGACCUUUGGGCGCUGGGGAAGCAUUACGACGAGUGAUGGAGUGUUUGGCAUCUGGAAUUCUGCUUCCUGGAGGCCCUGGUCUGCAUGACCCCUGUGAACGGGAGCCAACAGAUGCUUUGUCGUAUAUGACAGUUCAGCAAAAAGAAGCCAUUACACACAGUGCUCAGCAUGCCCUCAGAUUGUCAGCAUUUGGUCAGAUCUAUAAGGUUUUGGAAAUGGAUCCCCUCCCAUCAAAUAAGUCAUUUCAGAAAUAUUCCUGGUCAGUAACUGACAAAGAAGGUACAGGCUCAUCUGCUCUCAAGAGACCAUUUGAAGAUGGUGUUGGGGAUGAGAAAGAUCCAAAUAAAAAGAUGAAGCGUAAUCUGAGGAAAAUACUAGAUAGUAAAGCAAUAGAUCUCAUGAAUGCUCUGAUGAGGCUGAACCAAAUCAGGCCAGGGCUUCAGUAUAAGCUGCUGUCACAGUCUGGUCCAGUCCAUGCCCCAGUCUUCACGAUGUCUGUAGAUGUUGAUGGUACGACAUAUGAAGCAUCAGGACCUUCUAAGAAAACAGCCAAACUCCAUGUGGCAGUGAAGGUUUUACAAGCAAUGGGCUAUCCAACUGGUUUUGAUGCAGAUGUCGAGUGUGUGAGUUCUGAUGAAAAAUCAGAUACCGAAGGCAAAAAUGAAACAGUGUCUUCAAACUCAAGCAAUAAUACUGGAAAUUCUACAUCUGACACCUCCACUACCCUAGAGGUAAGAACUCAGGGUCCUAUACUGACAGCAAGUGGCAAAAACCCAGUGAUGGAGCUUAAUGAAAAAAGAAGAGGUCUGAAGUAUGAGCUCAUCUCCGAGACGGGUGGAAGCCACGACAAGCGCUUUGUGAUGGAGGUAGAAGUAGAUGGCCAGAAGUUCAGAGGUGCAGGUCCAAACAAGAAAGUAGCAAAAGCAAGCGCUGCAUUAGCUGCACUUGAGAAAUUGUUUUCGGGGCCUAAUGCAGCAAACAACAAGAAGAAGAAGAUUCUUCCUCAGACUAAAGGGGUUGUCAAUACAGCUGUUUCGGCAGCAGUCCAGGCUGUUCGAGGUAGAGGAAGAGGUGCUUUAACACGAGGGGCAUUUGUUGGGGCAGCUGCUGCUACUGGAUACAUAACACCAGGCUAUGGAGCACCAUAUGGGUAUAGUACAGCUGCGCCAGCUUACGCCAUAUGCACUUGUAUAAAAUAAGCAGAAAUGUAAUGACUGUAAGCUGAGAUCGUGAUGUAAAAGGUAAGAAAUUUUAUUUUAAGCUUAAAGAAUAUUUUUAUUGAUUUUUUUUCUAAAAAUCUCACAUACCUGUGACAAUCUUGUAUAUGGCAGACUUUUAUUAUGUUUUGUUUAACUCUAAACGUUCAGGCAAGUAAUAUGCAGUUUUGGAUUCCAACUUCAUGUUUUUCAAGGCCACUUCAAAUAUUCCAAUAUCAGUUAAAAAUAUAUAUAUUUCUUAACUCUUUUAAGAAAUAGUUUGGUUUUAUCAACAGACUGUUCUUCAAAUAUCUUUCUCUCGCACAGCCUAAAAAGCUGUAUUGAUACUGCUGUGUAUCAGGCACCGCAUUCCUUGCAUACUUGUGGAAAACAUUUAGGUAGGUACUAAAGCCUGGCCACUGCCCACACUGAAAGCCAUACCAUGGUUACAGUUACGGGAAAUAAAAACGCGAAGUGGAAUUUGUGGUGUUAUCUAACUAAGAGAGAAAUUAUUUCCCUAAACUAGUAAAGCUGAACUCCAAACAGAGAAUGAAAGACUUUGAUGAUAUUAGAGUUGAAAUCUGCAGAGAUCAAAUUACAUUAGGCCAAAUGAAUUCAUGAAGCAGCCAGGUUUGCUUUCCUCUUGUGUGUGCAGUGGGAGGAGAGGAAGGCAGGCAGGAAAAGAUUUAACUCUGCAUGAAUAAAUUGUUUGGUUGUAGUUUUCUAAAGCUAGAAGUUAAGAUAGGGGCAUCCAUAAAUAAUUAUUUUCAGUUCUGUAGCAAAUGUUUUAGAUGAUAUUUUACUUGGAGUAAAAUGAUUUUGGAUUAUUACUUAUAUGGUGCACAUGAUAUGUGUAGUUUUAAAAUACUUGUUUUUUUAAUUUGCAUUUAUAUAACCUUACAUUAUGCAAGAUUGCAUAGCACAGUGCUGCACAACUGCAGUACCUGCAGUACUUGAAGUUGCUGGAAACAACUCUUUUAUAUUAAAAAAAAAAAAAGGCAAAAAAAAAAAAAAGCAGUGGGUUGAUGAUGCAUUAGCAUUUUAGGGUCUCAAUUCAGACAUGAAAGCAUUAAAAACCCUGACUGAUCACAGUUUAUACUGAUGUAAAACAGAAAAAUACUUGGUAUGAAAUAUGUAGUAAAUCAAGCCUAAAGCUUGUUGUUUUGCAUCAAAAUAUAACAGCGAAAAUAAACUGUAUUUCUUUUCAAUAUUGAAAAUAUCAAAUUCAGUAAAUAACUGCAUGUGUAGGUUCUCCGUAACUCAGGAUAUGUCUGGAUAAAAUACAUAGGUUGAUGUAGAAAAUAGCUGUCAAAUAUUGUUGGUUUUACUAAUGUUGGAGGAAACCUGAUCUUGUGAGUGGCCUAUGUAUCUGCUCCUGGAGAAAUUAAGUUCAGGAACUUCACCAGUGACUUGCCCACUAAAGCACAUAACUGUUUGAUUACAUUUGCAGGUGCAAUUGAUGAGCCAUCAGAAUGACCUUUCUGUUUGGUGGUGCAGAUUUUCAUCUGCUGUUAUCUUCAAGGUAUAAAUAUAGGGUUUGGUCUGAAGCUCACUUAAUAUUCAAUCAUUUGUUCAGCCUGUAAGGCAAAGCAAUCCUGAUAGUGGAGCAGCAGGCUGCUCUGUUUCCUCUGAAAGACAGUGUUUUAUAUGCUUCAAGGCAACGUUAGGGCACAUUAUAAUGAACUUCUCUUGAGUAUUCCUUUUGUAGUUUAACUGAUGACAGUCUGACAAGCAGCUUAUCUGUCCAGUUCAAGGACUGAUUACUAAAAUGUCUUGCUGACUUCUUUGAUCUCUCUCUUUGUGGCCUGGAUUUGACAGCUUAAUCCAUUUGUAUUGGUUUUCAUCAGCGUUGUUUUGACUGUGAAUUUCCAUAUUUUUCUGUCAUUACCCUUUUAACUCUUACAAUCGUAAGCAUUCUGCCCUUCUGCUUUUUUUGACAUUUUCACUUUCUUGGAUCUUCUCCUCCUCUUCUUCAAUGAAAAGUUACUAAAUUUCUUUGGUAUAUUUUUGCUCAGUAGGCAAACACUUAUGGCCAAAAAUGGUCUGCUUGGCUUUGCUGCAUGCCUUCGCAGUAGGAUGGACACCAUUUCCUGACACCAAGUACACACUGUACUUAAAACUCCUAAACCCUGGUUUUGAAGCCAUUUGGAAUCAGUGACAGGACCCUACUGUGAGUGCUAAGACUGCCUAGGACUGUCUCAUUCACGGUGGUACUUGAGCAAAACAUUCACAUGUUCUGAAACAUCUUUCAUGUAGGUUCCACAAGUGCCUAAUACAUUGGCAUUUUAGAGAACUGUUACGGACUGCAUUCUAACCAGUAGGUUUUAACCUAACCAACAUACCAGGCUAUUACUUGAUGAGUGAUUUGGAUAACGUCUACUUGAUCAAUGUUGUAACAGCCACUGUUUUGCUAAGGCAGAAUUAGAAACUGCUUUCUUUUGCCUAACACUUGCAGGUUUCCUUUUAAAAUCCACCUCACCAAGAGAAUGGUCUAGAGUGCCUUUUCUGUGAGAUUGAGGUCUGCUAUUUGACAGCUACCGAGCUUUGUCUUUCUGGAUAUAUGCAGCAGUCAAUGUGGAAACCUGGUUCCAUGUGCUUUGUGUAGCUGCUGCUAUCUUUGCCAAUUCUGCAGUACCAUUUAUGUGAAGCAAAAAUAUUUUACGGUUUGAAUUUCUGGUUCAUGGAAAAUAAUUCUGAAAAAGUUCCUUUCAACUACUACGUAUAAAUAGGACACUCGGGAAAGUCUGUAUCUAUUCACUUCCCACCUUAACUCUAGUUUUAGCUAACCAGAUGCCAGUAUGUAUUUUGGGAGAUGAUGUCUGGCACUUAAAGGAUUAAAAGAAACCAGAGCUUUACAAUGAAAAACUGACCUGUUUAGUGUGUUACCUGGACUGGAGAUGAAUGGCAUUAUCUUUGAUUUUGGAAGAAUAAAUAUGAGCUUGCGUGGUCUGGCUGGUUGACAGGAAGGGAAGUGAGGCUAUUUACAGAAUUGUGAGAUUAAAAUACAGGUUGCUCCAUUGUUCCAAUAGCAUUUGUUUGCUUUUAGCUGUUCUUGCAUACAAAUCCACAAUCGCACACACUGGCUUUCCCUUUCUAACAGUUCGGAUUUUCUGGAACCAUGUGAGGGAGAAAUGUAUAAGCAGCCUGUUGAGUUGUCAGAUUGGGAGCUGAAGUGGCCAUGCAGGACAGCAGUCUUCACAGAUGGAAACCUCUAAGUACAUUAUACUGCUAACCAUACCUCAGCAUUUUUCUUCCUGAUGGUUGAAUGGCAGCUGGAAUGGUUGUCAUUUUUUUCUCAAAUAGGAAACCGUGACUUUUGAAGAAAUAACGUAUUUGACAAGGGAACUUAAAUCCUACUUUGCCAGCCACAUGAAAUUUCUACAGGUAUGUUCUGUCUAGAGAAGGGCUUAAGGCAACCAGAUUGGUUUGGAAGAAAAGUGUUAUCUUGAGCUAGCGUCUUAAUUGUACGUGAUAGAAAAAUCUGCCUAAACCUUUUGAGACAUAAUUCCAUCACCAUCCUUUACUUGAAAGACUGUAUGUUAAAGCACCAGGGUUGAAUGAUUGUGAAAGGACUUGGCCAGCUGAAAGCAUGGCACAUGAUGCUUCCUGACAUCGUAUCCUCUCUCUGCCAGUGCUUGCUGUCUUCUUUAAGCGUGCAUUCUGGAGCUGGAACAUGGUGACCUUAUUCCUGGGCAUUGAGCCAUAUGAAUGGAGGGAGGCCAGCCUAUACCCAUGAAGGGACUGUGUAGCACGCGGCUGCUGUUGCCCAAGCAGUUUCUGUUGGACACAGUACACAAUCCAACCCUCACAAAGGCAAUUUAGUGCCUGGGUAGGUGGUUCCUAAUCUGUCUAAUUUGCUGUCACUCAGCCAAUGUAAGUUAAUUAGAUGAUUCAGCAAUUGUCAUGGCUCCCAGUUAAUGUGCUGCCCUAAGUGUCACUGCAGCUGAAUACCUUUGCUUCUGUGAAUGCUGUGCUUCUCGCUGCCUUUUCUGAUCUCCUCUAGCAUCCCAGAAAAUAACCAAGUCUCUGAAGUUACAGAAUCUUUACGUAGCUGUUUCUAGAUUGUUGAGAAUUUCUAAUCAGCCAAUGAAAAGCUUUAGGGAACAAGUUUUCCUAGAAACUUAUUAAUGUGCCAACAGACUAUUUUUACUCAUGUGCAAACAUCUGUGAGAAGUAUUCUGGUAUCUCUGAUAACUUGAAAGGGCACUAGUACUCCUUCUUUAAGAAUGCUUGCCUUCUGGCAGAAAAAAAUAGAAUUAAGACAAACAUUAAAUCUAAAAUUAUUUGUGCCUUUUUCCUUUCAUUGGACUACCAAGAGAAAUUUCCCUGACCAUAAGUUUCUUGCAUUAAUAGGAAGUAGAAAAUGGAGGAAGAGUAGCAUAAAGACUUUUCAGGUGUUCUAGGAAAAAAAUCUCCUGUUUGUUGGCUGUUCAACAAUGGGACAUCCAUCUCCUGGCAAUUCUAAAAUGCCAAGAUAGCAAUAAAUGUGAGCAGCUUCAAUGUACUAUCCUUGAUCCAAUCCAGCAAUGUCCUCGGAGAACAAGUCUGACUGUCCCUGUGUUUUCAGUCACUGAUCUCUGAUAGAAACAGCGUAGAAGCACAUGGGUCUCUCGCUUAAUUUUUAAUUCUCCAUCUGUACUUCAAGAGUCCAUGGGUCAUCACAGUCUAGUGAUGAGAUUCCCAAGCAUCUCACCAGAACUGUGUAAAUGAAGAGCUAGUACAACAGUAUAGUAUUUCAGUCUUAGACAAAACUCCAAGUUUCCCUCUGCAUCCUUUGCUCUGUUGGCUAAGAUACAAUCAUUCUGUAUUAGAACUUAGUGCCUUUAGAUAAAUCCUCUGUAGUCAGUUGCUUGCUAAUAAAUAAAGGGAAAAAUAUGUCUUCCACCUUCAAAUGAGUUCCAAGUCACAUAAGCAGCUUACAAAAAAAGGCUUCUACUUCCUGAGGCUCUGGGAAACAGCACAAGAACUCUGCCAGGGCAGAUUCUUUUGGAUACAUGAUGAGAUACACAAAUAUAAAGUUCAGACUGCUGUUCUCAGUCAUGAAUCACACUGGGGCCUCUCCUCUGGCAACAAAAGAAUGAAAAUGAGGUCUCUGCUGGACUUACAGAGAAGUUCUGUUAAGUACAGUUGUGCACAGAUCUGGCUUGCUGUGAAACUGAUCCCUACUGUAAAGUGGAAAUUCUAUCACAGUCAUUUUAGAGCAACUCACUGAAGAAACUCAGCACUGGAGUCCUACACCUACAGGUUGUGGCAGCAGUUUUCACCUCUAUUUUAUUUUGAACAUUAACCACUUAAGCUGGUAAUUAAGUGUUUGACAUUAAGAGAAUUCACAUCACAAAGCUGCUUUAUUACUUCACCCCUGAAGUUAUGUCUCCUUAGCUUAACUUCUCUCAUCUAAUUCCAUACCUAUCUGUGUGCCCCGAAACAUCCUCCUGCUUCCCAUUGUACUCAGGAACAGGAGUGAUUCAGUUAUUUAUGUGCAACUGAUGCUCAAGAUAAAACAACAUGAGUGGGAUACAUACAUACCUGUUCCUCUAGCCUGGUGUUUUCUAGGAGAGAGGAUGCUCUUUCUGCUAGACCUGUCUAAUACUGUGUAGGCAGUGCAAUACCUUAUUAAAAGUAGUUCUGUGAGCUUUUUAAUAAAAAAGUUCAUCUUAUAUUAAGAUUUAAAUUCAGUAUUUUUUUCUCCAAUUCCUGUGGCUAUGUGAAAACAUUCGGACGAAAUGCUUACCUUGACUUAAGAGGAGUUGAGUGAUCUGAAGUGAUUAGUGGAGAUGUGCAGUUCUAAAUCAAGUUUCUUACGUUGUGUGUUGUUUUAACUUGUAUUUGGUGCCUUAACUCUGCACAAUCUAAUGUUAUCUAUACCGUACCACAGGUAGUUUAGCGGGUAAGUGUAUUUUAAGAGAAGUCAUCAAGCUAGGCUACAGAAACCAUAGCAAGGACAAGCCUUCUCAGUGUGAGUUCUCCUGCAUGUUUAGUUAAUAAUCCACUGAUAAACAAAACCUGAAGAAUAUAUUAAAUUACAAAUUGAGACUUCAAAGGUUUGUGGCAAUGAGAUAAAGGUACAAUCUCUUCUAUGCUGUGUAAGUAAACAUCAAAAUGGCCAGAAGUGUUUGUGAAAACCUAUGGACUCUUAUCUUUACUAGAACAAAUUGCACUAGAAGAUAUUAACUGAAUGUAGUUUAGAAGGGUAUUAAUGGAAUGUAGUCAAUUAUCCUUUAUCCACUGGUACAGGGGGCUUGGAAUGAGUCAGAUUUGCAGUUAAUGUUUAAGUCCAAAAUAGCAUAUGGACUUAAGCCCCAUUCCUGCCUCUUACCUGAAUCUAGAAGCUCCAGGUGCCUUAUGCUGCUUUGCAGUUUGCAAGGUGUAGCACAGCUUCUACUUGAACACGUUUGCUUGCUGAAUGCACCUGGUCCUGGUAGAAUGGACUGAGGCAAAAGAGAGAGAGAGAAGAAAGCAAUGAAGGUAGAGUGCUCUUCUCCAGUCUUAGGUUAAGCAGACAAGGAAGAUGCAGGGAAAGUUGCACUGCCUUUUCCAAGGCCAUAAAUACAGUCUCUGGAAAAAAUAGGUUUGUCUAUUGUGGUAAAUCAGGAGCCUUAUUACACUAAGAGCAAUGAGAAAGUGGUAUUGUUUUUUCCAUAGCUUGUAAGAAAUUAGGUAAGAGAUUUAAGUUACCCAUAUUACAAGCUAAAAAUCUGCUGGAGCAGAUUAUACUUUUUUCCUGCUUCAAUAAACAGGUACAGUUUGGAAAGAGGAGGAACAGGAGCAAUCCAAUGAAUCACAGAGCAGUUUGAGUUGGAAGGGACCUUAAAUAUCUAAUUCCAACCCCUUGCCAUGGGCAGGGACACCUCCCACUAGACCAGGAUACUACAAAUCCCCUUCUUUAUAUCUAAUCUAAAGCUACCCUCUUGUAGUUUAAAAUUGUAUUUGCUGAUGCAGCGCUGUCCACAACAGGGAGACUCCUCCAUGCAGUAUAUAAAGCAUGCAACUGAAUUUUGGCAGGGAAAGGAGUGCUAGUAGUUUUCCCUAAAGGAAUACUAGAAACUUAUUGAUACAAUGACCACAGUAUUCUAGACAACCUGCUUUUGAAAAGAACAGCACAGUAACAAGGGAAAGCUGAUACUGCUCCCACAGCUACAUGUUGUAAUGUACAUACUGCAGGUCACUAAUACUGGCAUAACCAGUUAUGACAAGAUCGGUUCAUCUUACCAGAAAAGCUUAUUUUGACAUUCUCUCUGCUUCUAUUUUUUAAGCUAAAAGGGAAUUAAUUAUAGCAUAGAUGUUUAAGGCAGUAGAGCAGAAGGUAAGUUUCAGCUUUGUGCUUCAAAGCUGCUGCGAAUAAGUUGAUUAACAGCGUUCCAUGGAAACAACCUGACGUACUUACUUAUUUUCUUUGUGCUCAUUUCUAUAUUCUUAGAAAAGCACAAGCUUCUAUAAGCAUAAUCAACACAAAGUUACUCAGGGUACUGUGUCAUCUCAGCAGUGGACACCAACUUGCAUCUUCAGUCAACAGGCACAUAUAAAUCAAGCUUAAUUAAGAGGAACAGAACAUCUUGACAGAUUUGCUUUACUACUGGCACUAUUACAAUUUAAUGAUCUAUGCAUAUGGAAAUGUGUGUAUUCCUGCACUCCCAGUAUGAGUUAUAGUUCUGCAAGAUCAUCCUGUAACAAAGUAAAACGUGUUGAGUGUAGAAACAAGUAUUGUUCCUUCAUUAUUCCCACAAAGGGCUGUUUCUAAGCAGUUGCAAAGUGAUACUACUCAAAGCAGAAUAGCUGUGUGCUGAAGAACAGUAGUCAGCUUUUGGAAAUUUAGCAGUGAUAAAAAUUUAAUAAUGAAACAACUGUACCAUACAGAUUAUUUUCCUGGGUUUUCAAACUAGUAUCCCUGCUUCCCUGCUCAAAGUAACAGGAUAAAGACGGGUAGUUUUCCAAUAACACGUAUUGCAUGGAAAUGUACUGGACGAAAAUGGAGGCUGUACUGCUGAGAGCAUAUUCUACUAUACAGAGCCAUUCUCUGGGCAAUGCUGCAUAAUUUAAGAGUGGGUAAAUAUGCCUUCAGGGACAACACAACACCAAACAGAUGUUUGUUUUUUUUAAAAAAAAAACUAUACAAAAAACCCAAAAAAUAAAAAACAAAAACUAGAAAAAACCCUUGAAGCUUUGUCCAGUCAUACACCUAUUCUUCCCUGAAAAAAAGAGACAGGUACAUCCAGAUGUGCUUAGUGAGCUACAAACCAGGUAACACAAAGGUCCUUAAGGAUGAGUGUUUUACAGAUAGUCUCCUUUUGGCCGGAAAAGAAAGGAAGCUGACGCCGUCUUCCAGUUCCAAAGCGCAGUGUCUUAUUUCUGAUCCUAACCCUAGAGCAGUAUUGAUUGAUCAAACUGACUAAGCUUUUUAGGUCAAUGAGCUCUCUGCAAAGCAAUUCUGUUCUCCUCUCGAGCCUCUGCAGGGGCCAACAACUGGUGCUUAACUACUGCUUCCACUGCAGAAUGUCACCUGUCCUCCAGCUGGCCCAGUCCUUCUGGGACACUUGCACUUCUCAGAGCGGCGCUGCUGUGGGGGCACCCAUCACAAGUGCUGCAGUAACACAGCAGCGCAACCCCCGGUGGGCUGUAUGCUUUCUCACGUCCCACCCAGGUCUUAGUGACAAAGCUGAGCAUGAAACCUGUACCGCCAAAACUCCUGCCCUUUAAUGAGGACAUCUAUGGGAAGGAGAUGUGAAACUGGCGACUUUGAGCAAAGGUUGGUGUCUUCCAAGUCCAACUCAUCUUACAAGCCUUUUUUUCCAAAUGGCUGCGCUUCCAUCCACCGUUCACCGUCAGUCUAAUCAGUUCAAACAAUUACUGCUAAUUUGGGCUAAAAUAUCCCCCUUGUGUAACCCAAACUACCACCAUCAAUCCAUCUGAAAAUUGUUUUUAAACAAAGGAUCAGCUGGAGGCAGAUCACUGCUAAAAGUGUGCAUACUGCAAGGCAGACAGGAGAUCUGGCAAUGCAGUGCAAUGCUCCUUUCUGAUGACAAUUACUCCUACAAGACAAGAAAAAGACUGAGGCAGUGCUUUGGGCAGUGUUUCAUGCUCAGCAAGUUUGCAGAGGGAAGGAAUGCAAUUCUAUAAAUCACUUGUACUGUAUUUCUGUUUCUAGACUUGAAUGAAUUUCACUUUUCCUUUGUGGGUCAGCAUAGUAAACAUUAAAGAAAAGGACUAUUUUUAUAAAUCUCUUUCACCAAUAGAGAGGUCUGACCUGCAGCCACCAGAUGGACUUAAUUAUCCAUAGAGAACAGAGUGUUUAUUUUUACACUAAGAUUACAUAUGAUAUUGAAUAAUACAAAAUAUGGCCUUUGAACUAUCUAAACCUUAAAUCCUAUCCCCAAAUUCCAUAAAGAAGUAAUACGGUGGACAAUUCCAUCUUUCUUCCUAGUAAGUCUCCCUCUAAAAGAAGUUACUCAGAAAUAAAUUUCCAAAUGAAGUACAAGAGAUCCUUGUGGUCUAAUUACAGAAUACUUUACAAAUCAGGAGGCAUCUUACGUAUUUUUAAUAAAGUGAGCUGUGUGUACUCACUAGCUAAAAAAGCCUGCAAAUGUAAAGUAAAUGGAAUGCUCUUUGGACAUGAAGUUGCUUCCUCAUGUGAUGCUGUACCCAGUACACUUGGCUUCAUUUGGCUUCUGUGUUGUGGUUUAUAUGCCAGCCACUGUUCUGAACUGUACACAACACCGAUAUUUGCACUGUAAUCUUGAUUCAUUUGCCACUGAUUGUAACCCAAUGCUACGGACUUCUCUGUAUAUAAAACCAUAGCCAUGUCCCAUUUGCUUCCAAUAGCACACAAUAAAGGCUUCUCUCUGUAAACGGGAA